Molecule: messenger RNA, 1143 nt
Organism: Knipowitschia caucasica
Lineage: Eukaryota; Metazoa; Chordata; Actinopteri; Gobiiformes; Gobiidae
Source: the annotation of a GenBank genome assembly
AUGCCGGAGCAGGCCGUGUGUGCGGGGUGCCACGGGGCCAUCACAGAGCGCUUCCUCCUCAGAGUCACCGGGGGCCUGUGGCAUGAGCGCUGUGUGCGCUGCGCCGCCUGCGGGGUCCCGCUCACGCACUCCUGCUUCAUACGGGAGAAAAAGUUCUACUGCAAGAAGGACUACGAACUAUGCAGACUGGACACAGUGAGUGGAGCUCCAGACCAGGUGAACCUGAUCCAGAAACUGGAUCUGCCCUGGGUUCACUUCACCAGCGGCAGCCAAAGUCUGUUUGCGGUGCGCUGUGGAGGCUGCUCUGGGCCCCUCUCCCCCUCAGAGAUGGUGAUGCACGCGGGCUCCUCAGUCUUCCACCUGCGCUGCUUCACCUGCAGCGUGUGUUCUUGCCCACUGCAGACAGGUGACCGCUGUGUGCUGCGAGCGGGACAGCUCAUGUGUGCCAGAGACCACUACCACCAAGGCCUGGUCAGCCCCACGUCCACAGACACAAGUAAAAGUGAAGAUGAGGAAGAUGAAGAUGAGCCAGAGAGGAGCCGGACGGUCUGUUCUGAUGACCCGGAGUGCAAGCGCCCUAAAAGACCUCGCACCAUAUUGACCACUCAGCAGAGGCGCACCUUCAAAGCCUCAUUUGAAGUUUCAUCUAAACCAUGUCGGAAGGUAAGAGAGACGCUGGCAGCAGAGACGGGCCUGAGUGUGCGCGUGGUGCAGGUCUGGUUCCAGAACCAAAGAGCCAAAAUGAAGAAACUGGCCAGGCGGCAGCAGCAGCAACAGGAGCAGCAGCAGCAAAGUCAAGAGCAACAUGAACCGGCGAAACAGCAAGCAGACUGCACAGCGCCCUCUUGUGGGGGUCUGGGUGAACUGGAGCAGCUGGCCUCCUCCUGCUCCCACAUCCAGCAUCAGCAGAUGGGGCUCACCUCUAUGGGGCAGCCAGACUUUGAGCUGGACUCUUUCAGACAGGGCCUGACCCCUCCUCAGAUGCCGGGAGACCACAUGUACCCUUAUGGUUUUAAAGGUCUGUAUGCCGACAUGGACAGUGAUCCAGUGUGCCACAUGACGAGCAACCUCCACCUCGAGGCUUCAGUGCUCACUCCCAUCGACCGCCUAUACUCCAUGCAGGACUCAUACUUCACCUCUUGA